Molecule: messenger RNA, 1543 nt
Organism: Punica granatum (pomegranate)
Lineage: Eukaryota; Viridiplantae; Streptophyta; Magnoliopsida; Myrtales; Lythraceae
Source: RefSeq, a predicted model, not a curated record
AGAUAAGUAUUUAGGAGCUCUCUGCUCCUCAAAGUCCUCUUUUUUUUCUCUUAAACCUCUCCCCUUUUCAUAUUUGCAGCAGCUCCUCAGCUCCCAUGGUUUCUUCCCUCUAUUCAUCUUCUCCAUGAACCCUUUCUCUUUAGCUUUUCCUUAGCACCUCUGCAUCUGAGUUUGUCCUCUGCUUGUGUAAAGUUGUGAUCUUUAGGGGGUGAGGUAGAGUUUCUUGAUUGGAGGGGACAAGGGUUUAAGGCGGAGUUCGGGUUCCGGGUCGAUGGAGAUGGAGAAUGUUCCUGGGAUUGGAAAGGAAGAUCAUCGGAUAGACCUGCCCCCUGGGUUCAGGUUCCACCCGACCGACGAAGAGCUCAUUAGUCAUUACCUGCACAAGAAAGUAAUGGACGUGAACUUCUGGGCGAGCGCCAUCGGAGAAGUCGACUUGAACAAGUCCGAGCCUUGGGACUUGCCCAGGAAAGCGAAAAUGGGAGAGAAGGAGUGGUAUUUCUUCUGCAUACGGGACCGGAAGUAUCCGACGGGUCUGAGGACGAACAGGGCGACCGAGGCAGGGUACUGGAAGGCGACGGGGAAGGACAAGGAGAUCUACCGGGGGAAAUCGCUGGUCGGGAUGAAGAAGACGCUGGUGUUUUACCGCGGGAGAGCUCCGAAGGGCGAGAAGACAAACUGGGUCAUGCACGAAUACCGGCUGGAUGGAAAACUCUCCCACCAGUAUCUCCCGAAAUCUGCAAAGAACGAAUGGGUGAUCAGUCGGGUUUUCGAGAAGACUGCGGGAGGAAAGAAGAUCCAUAUUACGGAUCUUAUGAGAGUUGGAUCUAUCGCGAACCAAGACUGUCCUGCUCUGCCUCCAUUAACGGACUCUUCGCCUCAAACUACCAAGGCGGAACCCGUGCCGGAAUCUGCAGCCUACGUGCCCUGCUUCUCCAACCCGAUCGAGAACAAGGAACACACUGAUCCUCUGUUCACCAACAUCGAUCCCCUCUUCUCGGUCUCCUCGAACGCGAGCACCGUCCCGAGAGUUCCGAUCCUCGGAUCACUUUACUCCGGACAACCCGUCUCCAUUCCUCCUAACCAGGAAUACCCCGGUCCCGUCCUAAUGCAGGAACAGUCCAUCCUCCGAGCACUUCUCGAGAACCCGAACCUCAAGGUGGAGAGGGAGAUGAUCGACGCCUCACAGGAGGUAGUGCUCGCAAGCAACAUGAACCAUCCCGAGAUGUCAUCCGUCGUGCCGGGGUUCGAUUUGGGAAGGAGGGUGGCGUUUCGUGAUCAGCAUCAGCAUCAGCAUCAGCAGGCUCCGUCAACCUCAGCUGCUGGGCCAUCAGAGUUGGAUUUUAUAUGGAAUUAUUGAGAGGAAAUUCCUAAAAAAAAAUUAAGUAGAUAACAAAUAUGAAUUUGCUCUGUUUCGGCAGCCUCAACUAUUGUUGUUGUCGUCAUAAACCUUAUAAUGGGGUUGUGUGGGUCUCUUCGUAUAGAUUUUUCUAAAUCAAGGAGACUGAGUAUGAUUGAUGAGAUAAUGAAACUUAUUUCAUAAUAA